ACCUUCUACCCUUCCUCUCACGAUGCCGGCAUGCGCUGCGCCCACACUAGGUCACGCACCCGCAAUCUAUUGUGCUGCCACGGUUACCCCAUGUAGCUUCGAAAGCCAUAUAUAAAGGCCUCAAUGGUUUCUUUCCUUCCUGCGUUCCUUUCCCUUCACUGUCCUCAUUGUGGCGAGCUUCCCUUUCCUCGUUCUUGCUUGUCGUCACAUACAGCCAAGCCCUAGACGUCUCCCGAUCUCACCAUAGACGACCCCUUCGCCGCAUUCAAGUCUACGAUCCUUACAGCCAUGCCGACGCUGGACUGCACCCUUGGCAUACAGAGCUAUCCGAUACGACGCGGGAAGCGACCCAGCGCCCGCCGCAAACACCCGUAUCCUUUCACAUUCCGCGAGACGCCAUUGUUCACUUCUCAAGAUCUUCUAGAAGAAGAUGAAGACCAUCCUUCCCCGACGCCCUCCUUUCACCGAUCGCGCUCUCCCUCUCUCGAUCAUCGUCCGCUCCCGGACUCGGCGCGCACGAGCGUGUUGGAGCAGGAUCCUUUCUACUUCGCCCCUUCGUCUCCCGCAAAGUCCUCCGCCUCAUCACAAGCUAGUCUCAGGCGGUCGAUCGCUGGCCGCAAGUCGGGCGUGCAGCGUUCUACGCGGAGGUCGUGCGUCCAACGACGCCGCGGGGAACAUCGUGUUCAUGGCGCCACACAUCGUGCUCCCCUGGUGGGGGACACUCCUCGGCCUGUAUUCAAUCCAGUCAACUGGGGAGGCGCGGCUGGCGAUGCUCAUCCUGCGGAGCCCAACUAUUUGAGCCCCACGCAGCCCGCUCACUCGAGCAAGACCAGCUUGUCGUUCAUCUUGAACGCGCCGGAUGAGGAGGCUUUGUGGCGACGGCCGUGGGGCAGCGCCGAUGGGCCUGUGCCUGCAAGGAAAGAGUCGGUCGAUUCUCAAGUCCUUCCAACGUCAACAUACGAAGCGUGCGAGAAUCAACCUUCCUCCCCUCCAAUGUCAGCGUCGCCUCGAUCGUCGGAGCGCGCUGAUCCCGAUGUUCCCAGUUGUGUUGCUCACUUCGAUGCGCCCAUCUGUGUCGCCCAGUCCUGCUUCCCCAAGAUACCCUUGCCGCCGCUGCUCAUCGACCUUUCUCUCGACGACGAGGGCGAUAUUGAGGACGAUGGUCCGCUGCAGUUGCAGUAUCCAGACUCGGCCUCGCCGCACGCCGAGUCCCCCGAGGAACUUACUGUUCCGAUCGCCAGGAAGUGGCAGACGAAUCCCGAGAAGGAUGCUCCGAGCGACAGUGCUAUGCAAUGCGGUGCUGAGAAGGAUGGCGCCAGUUCUGCCAUUCCGAUGCUUGGGUCUCCUCUGACCGUCGCGCAGGCCGUGACCGGUGAUCGUCCUUCUCGACCCUUGACUUCGAGUGAAGACGGCCUCAAUGAUCCUGGUGUGGCUACAAAGAAGCCACCGCAGUCCAACAACUCUCCUACCGAUCCGACUGACCCUUUCAUCAAUUCAAACGUGAACGACUACGAGCGCCCCAAGCCCGACUUUGCCCUCCACCCCCUCGUUGAAUCCGACCCCGCCUUGCUUGGCCCUGCCAUCCUUGUCUUCAACGACCUUGUGGACGCGCCCAAGGGUCCGGGCAAGAAGCCCCGGAUCCCGAGGGACACGAAGUUUGCGCUCAAAGUGAAUGCGCGGGCGAAGCAAGGCGAGAUAGUGAAGGAGGUGGCGAAGGUGGCGGAGGACGCCACGAAGGUGAAGGAGGACGUCGCGAAGGUGGAGGGCGCGAAAGCGGAGGCGCGCAGACCGUAUUAUAGAGAGGAGGUCGAGGAGGAGGAGGCGAAGAAGCCCUGCGUCGUGGGGCCUAGGAUACCGGAGCCCGUUUUCAGGGCGAGGAAGGCGAAGGCUGCCGCUCCUCCGCAGACGGUCACAGCCUCUGCCCUGUCCUCCGGCGACGUCAAGAAAGGAGACACCUCCAAAUCUGCAUCUUCUUCCGCGUCUCUUCCUCAACCUGCCACGACUCCCCUCAGUGGCCCGGUCUUCCCCGCUACUUCAGAGCCAUUCCCCGCCAACCCCGAUCUCGAAAUCCGCUCCCGCCGCGGUCGCCCUCUACGUCCACAACAGCGCGAGGCCCGUGCGCGAAGAGAUGCGAUAGAGCAGCAGAAGAAGGCUGUCCUGCUUGCGUUCCGGGACGCGGCGGCGAAGGCGAGGCGGCGUGUGGGCAUCUUCCGCGCGAUGGUGCGGGCGAUGGAGGAUACGAUGGGAAUGGAGGACGUGAAGUGGGGCAGGGUGGGGAAGGUGAGGGAUGUUGCGGACCUUCAAGCGGCUGAGGGUUGUCAGUCGGUCAUCGACGGAGGGCGCUCACUUUCCCCUUCCCCUGUCUUCCAUGUGACGACUUCGUCAGGACAGCAAUCGCCGUCUAUAAAGCACCCCGUUGAAUGCGGGCCUCUUCACCACCGUCACGGUACGAAGUCAAGUGAAGACCGCCUGUUAGCGCUCGCCGAGAGCGCACUCUCGGCGUCUUGCCAACAAGAGACGACUUCACUCGCGAAGGCUUUGAGCCGUGCCUCCCUCGAAUCCCAGUCUCCUUCCGGAUCUUCUCACCUUGGCGGUCGUCCUCGUCGUAUCUCCCUUCAGGCCUACCUCAAGCGCAAGCGCGAGUGUGCCAGCGACUCCGAGGGGGACAACAAGCGCUGCCGACGAGGUUGAUUUUUUUUCUAUUGUACUAUCUGUCCUAAUAUUCCCCUCUGCUUCUUACGGCACGUCUAUGACUUGACACGAUUUAUGUAGCAUACCUCAGCUCCUGGCCGUCUUAUUUUGUAGUCACUCCCUCCUUUCCUGAGUUCCCGCUGCUUCCUCGCCUGCACAUUCCUUAUCGCUCUGUUUCUCCUGUUACGCUGUAGCCCUAGUCCAUGUCGCUCGCUAGCCUCCUGUAGUCGAGUAUCCAUACCUAUCGCAUCUUUCUACCGCAGACCUGCC
Molecule: messenger RNA, 2961 nt
Organism: Schizophyllum commune H4-8
Lineage: Eukaryota; Fungi; Basidiomycota; Agaricomycetes; Agaricales; Schizophyllaceae
Exons: 2
Coding region: 289-2691 (800 amino acids)
Source: RefSeq, a predicted model, not a curated record